GGAUAAAAGGUCACGGUCUUAUUCUUGACUCUUUUUUCAUUGGAUAACAGUACUUUCAUCACUUUCCUUUUUAUCCAACUUCACGAAAGUAUUAAAAGAACGAUAUGGCAGUCGCUGGGACCGGUGGUGCUGAUAUUGAAGAGCUGGUAAAACGCAUUACAACCCAUCGAGGUGUUUGUGGUUUUCUCAUUAUCAACAGUGAGGGAAUCCCCAUACGUCAUAGCUUCACGGAAGCUUCGCGUGAGUUAGCGGUGCAGUAUGCGGCGCUCUUUCAGUCUCUUGCUAUUAAAGCCAAAUCUGUUGUCCAGGAGAUGGAUGGUAGCAAUGAACUUCAAUUUAUGCGCCUGCGCUCCAAAAAGAAUGAAAUCAUUGUUGCACCGGAUAAUAAAUAUGUCUUGAUUGUUAUUCAGGAGCCACUGGAUUACUGUAGCGAUAAGGACGACACAGAAGUGAGUAAUCAAAUUCAAGGAGCUUAGAGAAUGGAACAGAAAAGGGUCUGCAACGCUUUGGGCUACUCUUUGUUGUUCAAUAGUUUUGAUUUUUCACCUGUUUGUCUUGAUGUAGGGGCAAUGCGAAUGUAAAUACAGAUAUGCAAGGACCGAUACUCUGGACAGGUUUGUAUCGUGGGGAAAAAAUGGUGCAGGUCCAUAUUGCGCAUUAUAUAUAUAUAUAUAAGUAGGGGUGAGAUUCCUUUUUUUCACCCUUCUUGGUAA
This is a messenger RNA of Phytomonas sp. Hart1, 713 nucleotides long. Lineage: Eukaryota; Euglenozoa; Kinetoplastea; Trypanosomatida; Trypanosomatidae. The record is from the annotation of a GenBank genome assembly.